Aspergillus luchuensis is the source of this 954-nucleotide messenger RNA. RefSeq names its product alpha/beta hydrolase. The record is from RefSeq and is a predicted model, not a curated record. NCBI's taxonomy places the organism in Eukaryota, Fungi, Ascomycota, Eurotiomycetes, Eurotiales, Aspergillaceae. Gene Ontology annotation, molecular function: hydrolase activity. Bases 1 to 954 code for a protein of 317 amino acids. The transcript has 3 exons.
AUGCAUUACCUCGACCCGCACAAUGCCUCGUUUGCCGCCGCAAUCGUUGACGAGCCAGCUCCUCACCAGCUAGGCAUAAUGAAGGGCCGCGAGGCUCUAGAAAUUCUGCAGAAGCAGGCAGCAGCACCGGAUAUUUUGACUGAAGAAUUUCAAGUUCCUGGGAGAUGCGGGCCAACCAGUGUGACGGUAGUCAGGCCCAAGUCCCUGGUAAGGAAACCGAUUCCUAUGGUCUUUUACACUCAUGGUGGCGGCUGGAUACUGGGCAGCCCAGCGUCCUUUGCGCCUCUAUUAGAAGACUUAGCUCGACGAACCGGAGCUGCGGUAGUGUUCCCAUAUUAUACGCCCGCACCGGAAAAGAAGUUUCCUUUUCAGUUCGAACAGACUUACGAAGUUCUCGACUACGUGAUCCGCCACGGACGCGAGCGUAACCUGCUGGUCGGGUCAAUCGCCCUCGCCGGAGACAGUGUCGGAGCUCACAUGGCCAUCGCCAUGAUACAAAUGGCUUUGGAGCGAAGUCUCCCGGCUGAGAUCGCCCACGUAGUCCUCUUCUACCCUGUCACAGAUACGCACAGGAAAUUGAAAUCCUACGAGACAUUCAAAGACGGACCAUUCCUGCUGGCGGAUACGAUGGAUUGGAUGAUCCAUACAUUUAUACCUGAGAAGGAGGACAGAGAGACGCCACUGGCAUCCCCACUGUCCUUCCUCUCGGACGACAUUUUGUCCCGGUUCCCACCGACUACUAUCUUCCUCUCAGCUGUUGACCCGCUCCGUGAUGAAGGAUUAGUAUUUGGCGAGAGGCUUCAGAAAGCAGGGGUGGACGCAGCUGUGAUGACGGCCGAAGGCCAGAUGCACGCUUUCGUACUUCUGAAAGGCAUCCGGGAGUCGCCUACUGCCCGAGCGGUAAUGGAUUUGAGCGCCUUGAGAUUACGUGCAGCUCUUUUCUCCCCGCCAUGA